GGCAGGUGGGGGGCAUUCCCCACCCUCAGUGGUGUUGUUCGGUCACGAGGGCAAACCCCACUUUCCUUUUCGACUCUACGGAGAUACCAUGUCCUCCCUCACCAUCCGCCCCUUUCGAUCUGGAGACGAGCCCAGUCUUGCCAAGAUAUGCUGCGAGACUGGCAAUAACGGCAAAGACGGGACUGGCCUCCUCUCUGACGAUCGACUGUGGGGAGAUAUAUGGGUCUUGCCGUAUGUCAAACGAGAUCCACAGCUCGCAUGGGUGGUCGAAGACUUGGACGGGCAAGUGAUUGGGUACACAGUCGGGACAGAUGACUCGGACGCUUUCAAUCAAUGGUACAAGGAGUCAUGGUGGCCAGCAGAGUCGAAGAAAUACGAACGACCGCCAACUUCUUCCGGAGGGCCAUCACGAGAGCAGACCUUUUUCAAGAUUGCAGAUGAGACGGGAUCCACCCCUCUCAACUCGUCACUCCGCGAAUACCCCGCACAUCUUCACAUUGAUCUUCUACCUCCAGCUCAGGGCAAAGGGCUUGGACGCAAGAUGAUCAGAACUCUCCUGCAAGCCAUGCAGGACCGAGGCAUCAAGGGGGUCCAUCUUGGUGCUUCGGCUGAAAAUCACUCGGCUUGCGCGUUCUACCAAAAAAUUGGCUUUGGGGAGGUUCCUACGCAGGACAAAGGCUCGCGGAUCUUCGUGUGGGACUUGACGAAGCCAUUGCAAUGACGACGGGAGACAUGGACUCAGUACUUUAUAUGUCAUUAAGUCGGACGGAGGAGGGAUGUUGUUGCUGAACGAGGGGCCCAUCCACGGGCAGGUCACCACUACUUCUUGGCGUUGUGACAUAUGCAUAACUUUAUAGGAAAUG
Messenger RNA from Kockovaella imperatae, 863 nucleotides. RefSeq names its product N-acetyltransferase GCN5. The transcript has a single exon. NCBI's taxonomy places the organism in Eukaryota, Fungi, Basidiomycota, Tremellomycetes, Tremellales, Cuniculitremaceae. The record is from RefSeq and is a predicted model, not a curated record. Gene Ontology annotation, molecular function: acyltransferase activity, transferring groups other than amino-acyl groups. Bases 89 to 721 code for a protein of 210 amino acids.